Messenger RNA from Eruca vesicaria subsp. sativa (arugula), 1176 nucleotides. The record is from the annotation of a GenBank genome assembly. Lineage: Eukaryota; Viridiplantae; Streptophyta; Magnoliopsida; Brassicales; Brassicaceae.
AUGGGAGCGUGUUUCAGCAAUCGGAUCAAAACAGAUAUUGCUUCCAGUACAUGGCUAAGUUCGAGAUUCUUGAGUAGAGAUGGGAGCAAGGGAUCCUCGAGUACUUCUUUCUCUCAUGUGCCUCGAACAGAAGGCGAGAUCUUGCAAAAUGCUAAUCUCAAGAGCUUUACCCUCAGCGAACUCAAGUCUGCAACUAGGAGCUUCAGGCCUGAUAGUGUGGUUGGUGAAGGUGGCUUUGGUUGCGUUUUCAAAGGAUGGAUCGAUGAGACUUCCUUGGCUCCUUGUAAACCAGGGACUGGGAUUGUCAUUGCAGUGAAAAAACUUAACCAAGAAGGCCUUCAAGGUCAUCGUGAAUGGCUGGCUGAGAUCAACUAUUUAGGUCAGCUGAAUCAUCCCAACCUAGUGAAACUGAUUGGAUACUGCUUAGAAGAAGAGCAGAGGCUUCUUGUUUACGAGUUCAUGCCUCGUGGUAGUCUUGAGAAUCACUUAUUCAGACGAGGAACAUUCUAUCAGCCACUACCAUGGAACACACGGGUUCGAAUGGCUCUUGGUGCAGCUAGAGGACUCGCUUUUCUUCACAAUGCUCAACCCCAGGUUAUAUACCGAGACGUCAAAGCAUCCAACAUCUUGCUAGAUUCGAACUACAGGGCAAAACUUUCGGAUUUCGGCUUGGCUAGAGAUGGUCCAAUGGGUGACAAGAGCCAUGUCUCAACCAGAAUCAUGGGAACUCAAGGAUACGCUGCUCCAGAGUAUCUAUCUACCGGUCAUUUAUCGGCAAAGAGUGAUGUGUACAGUUUUGGGGUGGUGUUACUGGAGUUGUUAUCAGGAAGACGAGCAAUUGACAGGAACCAGCCGGUGGGAGAACACAAUCUAGUGGACUGGGCAAAACCUUACUUAGUAAACAAAAGAAGGCUUCUCCGAGUGAUGGAUCCUCGUCUCCAAGGUCAAUACUCGCUUACCCGAGCUUUAAAAAUUGCACUUCUUGCUCUCGAUUGCAUAUCCAUGGAUGCCAAGAUUAGACCGACCAUGAACGAUGUCGUCAAGACACUUGAAGAACUUCAUGUCCAGAAGGAAACACCAAAAGAGGAGGAGCAGAAUCUUCAACCUAGCAGUGAUAAUCUCAACAACAACAAGUCUCCGCAAGCUGUGAACUAUCCUAGGCCAUCAAUCAUGUAA